UCUUCUGCCUCGUUGGGCAUUGCCGCUGCGCGAUCGCGGAGUCCGCCGCCGAUCAACUUGAAGCGAACGAACAGCGGGCGCUGUGGGAGUCCGAUGGAUUGUGCCUCUACUUUUUUGUUUGAAUCCAAAUAUAGGCGUGCAACAGAGAAAUCAUAAAAAAAUAAGUGUGUAUCUGGGAUUUUGUCAGAUGAAUACAAUCCGCUUUUUUCCUGAUUUUUUCUUUUUUUUUUACAUGAUGGAGAUGCGUAACAUGUGUUGUCCUAUUUAAUGCUUUACAACUGGCCGGCUUGCCCAGUGGCAGUUGGAAAUAUAAUUGCAGUUGUGCCCUACUCACCCUGCCAGCUGGCCAGCCCCCAUACUUCGAAGGAUUAUGACUUUUAAAAUGCACGAUCGGUGCAGCUAGAGAGCCGGGGCGCACUUUCUUCUUUCUUUCUCACGUCCACCCUUUUCUUUUCUUUCGACCGUUCGCUUCCCCGCUCCUUCGCUCUCACCUACAUGCAGCACUCCGAGUCGGGCGGAUGUUGGUUUUGAUCUUUGGGAAGUGGAUCUCUUUGGGUUCGUGGAAUAUUUCCUUGGCAAUGAUUGUGGUCCUUGUCCUUUACUGCUUCUUGUCCAAGACUUUCGCGGCGCCGUCACUUACCGCUGAACAAAUUAACACGGGGGUCGACUGGUUGAGCAAAUUUGGCUACCUUCCACCCCCGGACCCUGCUACUGGGCAACUACAGACAAAGGAGGCUCUGACUAACGCUAUUAAAGCCAUGCAAAGGUUCGGAGGGCUACAGGAAACGGGAGAACUAGACGAAGCCACGUUGCUGCUGAUGAAGACCCCCCGUUGCUCCCUGCCUGACCUUAUGGAGGGCGGCACAAGGCGGAGGAAAAGGACUAUCACCACACCCUCCAAAUGGAACAAAAGGCACCUUUCAUGGAGAGUGAGGACCUUCCCUAAGGAGUCACGUCUGGGCCACGACACAGUCCGAGCGCUCAUGUAUUAUGCGCUAAAAGUGUGGAGUGACAUCACACCACUCAACUUUCAUGAGGUGGCAGGAACGGAUGCCGACAUCCAGAUUGACUUCUCCAAGGCGGACCACAAUGAUGGCUACCCAUUUGAUGGACCAGGGGGAACAGUGGCCCACGCCUUCUUUCCAGGCGACCACCACACCGCAGGAGACACACAUUUCGAUGAUGACGAGGCUUGGAUAUUUCGCUCUACAGAUGCCCAUGGGAUGGACCUGUUUGCAGUGGCAGUGCACGAAUUUGGCCACGCCAUUGGGCUGGCACAUACAUCUGCUACUGAGUCUAUAAUGAGGCCUUACUACCAGGGACCAGUUGGGGACCCCCUUAAAUAUGACCUGCCUUAUCAAGACAAAGUCCGAGCUUGGCAAUUGUAUGGUGUGAGAGAAUCCGUGUCCCACACAAUUCGUCCAGAUGUGACCAGAACCGCUGACCCUCCGGUGUUGCCUGACCUGCCAGAAAAUCGAUCUACUGUCCCGCCAGCCCGAGACGCCCCCGACAGAUGUAAUAUCCACUUUGAUGCAGUAGCCCAGAUCCGUGGAGAAGCUUUCUUUUUUAAAGGGAAAUACUUCUGGCGCCUGACUCGGGAGAAGCAUCUCGUGUCACUGAGGCCUGCUCAGAUCCAUCGGUUCUGGCGAGGGUUGCCUCUCAACCUGGACAGUGUGGAUGCUGUGUACGAAAGACCUGUAGACCACAAGAUUGUGUUUUUCAAAGGAGACAAAUACUGGGUUUUCAAAGACAAUAAUGCUGAAGAAGGCUACCCUCGGCCAGUUACGGACUUUGGUCUAUCGUUGGCAGGGGUGGAUGCUGCCUUUGUCUGGGCGCACAAUGAGAAGACGUAUUUUUUCAAAGAUGGGCAGUAUUGGCGGUACGAUGACCACACGCGACAAAUGGAUUUGGGAUACCCCAAAGAUACCGUGCUUUGGAAAGGAGUGCCAACCUUCCUCGAUGAUGCGAUGCGCUGGUCUGAUGGAGCCUCCUAUUUCUUCAAGGGCAAGGAGUACUGGCGUGUGAAGGACAGUGACAUCGAGGCAGAAGAAGGGUACCCCCGCUCCGUCGGUAGAGACUGGCUUCUUUGUACAGAGAUGCAGUCAGAUUCUCCGGCAUCUGACAUCAAUGCCACUGAAACCCGCUUCCGGCAGGGUCAGCACCACGAGAGCCGCUCAGAGAAUGGUUAUGAAGUCUGCUCCUGCACAUCGUCCUCAGAUGGACCCUCUCCUUUGUGGACUCUCACCGUUUUGUUUGGUAUUUUACAAGUUAGCCGAUGGACGUUGCCUAUAUUUUCAAAACUUGGUGUAUGAUAAAGGCAGAUCUGGACUGCAAACUAAUAGGCAUCAGGUUCUCCAGAGACGGAGCAAAUGAAAAGGCGUGAGGACAGAAUGCAACGUGGCCAAGAUCUGAUGCAGCUCUUAAUGUAGUUGUGUCCGGAAUGACAUGCAAUCACUUCUCGAAUUUUGAACGAUGAGUGCGUCAAGUGAUGGUAGAUCAAGUUGAUCUUCAUGAGACAUUCUUCCUACAACAUUUGACUGUCAAAGCUAUUUUUGUAUACCCCAUUAUGAGCUGGUUUGGCUCAAUAGCGCAUUGAUCAAUUUAGCAGCAAUGUUGCUUUCUACUGAUGUCCGGUGAAAUUCAAGAUGAAAGAAAUCUAGAUGCAUUGUAUUUGCAUUAAUUAGAGCCUGUUUAAAAUGCACUGGAAUCAAAAAAAAAUCUUCAUUUUCUCCACAGUCACUUACGGCAUGACUUCAAGCACCACAUUAAUCUUCGUCUGCAGGAAUGUGACCAAAGUGCAGUAUUAUGGGCUGUUCUCCACGCUUUUUCCUUUGAUUCCAGCUAAUUAGACGUCUCCCAUGAUGGCAAGUCUGUGCAUCAGUGUGGACGGCAUGAGUCACAUGGUUUCCCAUUGGUUUUGAUUUUGUUUCUCAUCUUUAAUUUAGAAACUUAAAUGGGCGCAAUUCAUCUAAGCCAACCUAAUUUACAGUCAAAACUUUUUACGAGGUACUCUUUUAUGAUAUUAGAAAAGCAAAUUGGACCAGUUUGUCCUAGGGCCUUACACCCAGAGCUGCGUAAAAGCAGCAGAGAGGCUUAGAAAACAGAUAUUCCACCUAAAAGGAAAGCAUAUUCAGUUAUUAAUUAUCAUUUUAUUUUCAAGUCUCUUUGGGUUAUUUUUUUUAUGCGUCUAGAACAAUUAAUAUAUUCACCAAAAAUGACAAUAAAUCUCAAUAUGUGUAAUCAUUGUAAAGGGCUGACCAGUAGAACACAAAUUGUUGUCUCAACCGCUUAAGUCACGGUAUAAAUGUUGGUCCGGAUCAAAUGUUUCCAGAUGGGAUGGUAAUGUAAACGAUUCUGAUCAAUGGUUGCUUUUCCCUAUCAUGAGGCAGUACCGGGCCGGCUCAGCAUUGUAAUUCUGUUUCCUUCUCACAUCCAGAUUAGUUUGCUGCAGUAGCAUGUCAUCUGGUUUGGAUCAUAGUGUAAACACUUGAAAUUCCAGAUCAACUAGACCUUCUCCUGAGCCAUAGUAAUACAUCUCAAGGUUAGUUUGUUACCGGAUAAGCACUCAUGAUCUGGAUCAAAUCCCCGCCAUCAUUGCGCCAGUAUACUAAUGGACCUGUCUCUUCUUGUAGCAUUUGAGUCAUAGUGGAGCAUAGCGAAGACACUCAGACUCCGAGUCAAAUGCGACAUAAAUGCAAUUUGCCAUGUUUGAUUUGGGAAUUAGUAUUAUCACUCCAAAUUCAGGUCAAAUAUGCCAGUUUGUAAGUUACAAUACAACGUGAUUUGGAUAUGACACAAUCUGAACCAAACGGUCUGUAUUGUGACAUAAAAUGCAUCUGGAUCAGUCUGAUUGAUCAAAUCAUAGGGUAAGCUCUCAAAUUCCAUGUUACAUUAUACUUGCCAUGAGAUACAGUAGCACAGAUCCAGAUUGACCUACUAUUGAAAACAAUGUUAUUCAGGUAUGACUGUAGUAUAAAUAAGAUUUUGAUCAAAUCUUUCUGUUAUGAACUCAGAGUCUCAGAGCACCCAAUAACCACUUCCAAAAAUGCCCACUGGAGGAAAAUCCUAAUAAAAACUCCAGCUAGACAUAAAAAGGGCAUUGCAGAACCUUUAAAUAAAGAAGGUUUUAAUAUCACAAAAACAAUGAAGCAGCAUGGAGCACAAAGGUAAAAGGAUGCGCCCAAAACAAUAAGACAAUCCAAUUCAACCAGAGUCCCGACACAGUAAGUCAAAAAGCAGAGCAUGCGGUCAAAAACGUCCACAGAAUCAAAAAGGACAGUCGAACACAAAAAAUAAGAGCCGACCAAUCCUUUGAGGCCUGGGAUCUGCACUGGCAAUCGAAUCCCAUAGAUGCCAAAAGGGACUCUGUCCUUAACCUGCAAUU
This is a messenger RNA of Polypterus senegalus (gray bichir), 4384 nucleotides long. It is a transcript of the gene mmp17a, whose product is annotated as matrix metallopeptidase 17a. Gene Ontology annotation, cellular component: extracellular matrix. Gene Ontology annotation, biological process: extracellular matrix organization; proteolysis; collagen catabolic process. Gene Ontology annotation, molecular function: zinc ion binding; metalloendopeptidase activity. The record is from RefSeq and is a predicted model, not a curated record. The transcript is spliced from 10 exons. NCBI's taxonomy places the organism in Eukaryota, Metazoa, Chordata, Cladistia, Polypteriformes, Polypteridae. The coding region runs from base 519 to 2312 and encodes 597 amino acids.